Messenger RNA from Poecilia latipinna (sailfin molly), 802 nucleotides. RefSeq names its product interferon-induced protein 44-like. Gene Ontology annotation, biological process: immune response. The record is from RefSeq and is a predicted model, not a curated record. NCBI's taxonomy places the organism in Eukaryota, Metazoa, Chordata, Actinopteri, Cyprinodontiformes, Poeciliidae. The transcript is spliced from 9 exons. The annotation marks the transcript as partial.
AGCAACAACAGCAGGAUGGCUCGACAAAAUGAAAAAUUAUUUAAUCAAAGACUAAGGGAAUGGCUUGGGGUCGCAGCAUAUUCUGCUCAUGUGGCUCAGUUUCCAACUGAAGAGGCUGAGUCUCCAACUCUGGAUGAACCGUGGAGGGAACUACGCUGGGGAGAAAAACAGAAGAACCUUAAAUAUGUGCAGGAAUACAAACCUGAACAAGAUGACAUCAGGUACCUACGAGUCCUGCUAUACGGACCAGUUGGAGCUGGAAAGUCCAGUUUCAUCAACUCUGUCAGUAACGUCCUCAGAGGACGGAUGACGAUUCCUGCUUUGGCCAGCGCGACCACGUCCGAUCAAAGCUUCACUAAAAAGUAUGAGACUCAUAAGUUCAAUAAAGGACGAGGAAGCACAAAGACAUUUUACCCUCUGGUCUUCAAUGACAUCAUGGGACUGGAAGACGGGACCAACAGGGGAGUUCAUGCUGACGACAUCAAACUGGCUUUGAGAGGACAUGUGAAGGAAGAUUACAAGUUCAACCCAGUUGCUCCUCUAACUCAGGAUGACCCAGGCUACAACCCGACUCCCUCUGCUGAUGACAAAGUUCAUGUCCUGGUCUGUGUGAUGUCAGCCAACACUCCUCAGAUGAAUUUGUCAGUUCUGGAGAAGAUGAAGAGCAUCAGAGAAGCAGCCAGUGAUCUGGGAAUUCCUCAAAUGGCCGUGAUGACCCACAUCGAUGAGGCCUGUGGUGAAACUGAGAGAGACUUGAGGAACGUCUACAAGAGCAAGUACCUGAGAAAAAAGGCGAGUUUCA